AUGCCGCCGCGACGCUCUCACAAAAAGUCCCGGGCCGGGUGCAAGCGGUGCAAGUCCCGCAAAAUCAAGUGCGACGAGAACCACCCGAGAUGCGGGAAUUGCACCAAGCACGGCGUUCCCUGCGACUUUGAAUAUCCAGAGCUCGCCAGUAGCUUCGCCGCCGCCGAGACGCCCCGUGUCCCUCCUUCCGAAUAUGCCGGCAGCCCUGCUUCCAGUGGCUUUCCGCCAACACCGGCGAUGGCCCCGCGCACGCCGAUGCCUCUCUACCGCAGCCCGAAUCAUACUACUAUCACCACGACUUCUACUGACCGGAUGAUGGAACUUCGCCUUCUCCAUCAUUGGACCACAAUCACCUGCAAGACGCUCGCUAUUCGCGACCCAUCCAGCGAAUACAUCUGGGCGGAGAAGGUGCCCAAUCUCGCCUUCUCGGGCGCCCACUUUCUCGCCGAUGCCGUACUCGCCGUGUCUGCGCUACACCUUCGAUCUGCCACUCCACACGACCAACAACUGGUCAGGGCUAGCCAUAGCUACAUGGCGGCUACGCUUUCAGAGUAUGCCGCAAGUCUCAGCAAGGGCAUUACCAAGUCCAAUGCAGAAGCCUUAUUCCUGACAGCCGCUCUCAUUGCCUUUCAGUCAACUGCAUCUCGUGUCUUUGUGCGCGACGAAGGCGUCAUUGGAAGCAAGGACGAGCCCUCACGCUACCAGAUUCCCUUGUCGUGGUUCCACUCAUUCCAAGGUGUCAAGGCUGUGGUUGCUUCAAGUUGGCAGUUCCUCCGUGAUAGUGGGAUCGUGCUAACAAUCAUUGAGGCCCAGCCGGCGCUCAAUCUUCACUUCGGAGAGCAUACGAGUACCCAUUUCGGACACUUACUAGAAGGACUCGACAAGGAAAUUCUGGAGUCUGGCGAGAGUCCAGAAGACCAGGCCCUAACGGCGCAGGCAUACCAGCAUGCUGUAGCAGUCAUGAACUGGGUGCAUAGGAUCCCAAAGACAGCGGCGCCUCUCGUGUUCCUCGCCACCGUUUCCAAGCGCUUCAUCGAUCUCCUCGAAGCCAAGCGGCCCCGCGCCUUAGCUAUCCUUGCCAACUAUUUUGGCUUGCUCAAGCUACUAGACCGCCUUUGGUGGCUCAAGGGUGUCUCCAGGCGCGAGAUCAUUGGCAUCAUCUCUCUUUUCGACCCCGACGAUGAGUUCUGGUGGCCCAAACUACAGUGGCCGUUACGAAUCGCCGUCUACGAUGGCGACGUUAUCCCCACGGAAUUGUGGGGCUUGAGCAUGGAUACGGCGGCUCCUUCAAAGGAGGAGGAAAGAGCGCAGAGUGGCUCUUUUGUCAGCCAUAUCGAUCUCCUCAGUGAGAUGUUUGACGCAUUACAGAAUGGCUCUGGUGCUGUUAUGGAUAUGGUCGCCCACAGCAAUGAUGUUGCCCGAAAGCGCACAGAGUCACCUGCAGGUUUCCCAAUUGCCUCCCCGGGGACGGAAAGUAGUCCAGGGGCUGACGCAUCCCCUUCAAUGCAUCAACAACAACCCACUUGA
Microdochium trichocladiopsis is the source of this 1527-nucleotide messenger RNA. RefSeq lists its product as uncharacterized. The transcript has 2 exons. Bases 1 to 1527 code for a protein of 508 amino acids. NCBI's taxonomy places the organism in Eukaryota, Fungi, Ascomycota, Sordariomycetes, Xylariales, Microdochiaceae. The record is from RefSeq and is a predicted model, not a curated record. Gene Ontology annotation, molecular function: zinc ion binding; DNA-binding transcription factor activity, RNA polymerase II-specific. Gene Ontology annotation, biological process: regulation of transcription by RNA polymerase II.